Molecule: messenger RNA, 1231 nt
Organism: Drosophila elegans
Lineage: Eukaryota; Metazoa; Arthropoda; Insecta; Diptera; Drosophilidae
Product: platelet-derived growth factor receptor alpha-like
Exons: 5
Coding region: 141-1217 (358 amino acids)
Source: RefSeq, a predicted model, not a curated record
GUUCAACUCGGAACGAGACGGGAGCCGAACUCUUGAUUCCAAGCAGCAGUUCUUAAACGUUCUAGGUCUACGUAAUCGGAGGGUAUUCAGUUUUACAAUUUUUAUCUACAAAAAUUAGAAAAAAGGAGAGCAACUUUGCAAUGCUUUUAACGAAGUCUCUGCUCCCACUUCUUUUUUACAUUGGGAUCGUUUUAAGUAGUGAAGAAGUUUUCCGAUCCCGGUUCGAGCCAGAGUCCGAUAACACUCCCGCAAAUUGCGACGGCCAAAACGGAGCACCCCGGAUCACGCCCUGCAAUAGCUCUAUAAUUCUUGAAAUCAAGACGAAUUUCACGCUGGAAUGCGAGUCCGAUGAGCCGGUGAUUUGGUGGACUGAAUACGAUUUAGGACAAUUGACUACGUCAAACACGUACAACAAAACACAGGAUAGAAAUACAAUUUACGGCAACAGUCUUCAACUGAUCGAUAUCAGUACUGAUCAUGUAGCAGCCUACUAUUGCAUCAAAGAUUCGAAACUGAGAAAUCUCACUGAAGAGUCGAAAGACUCAGAACAGUCGAUGGUUGAGCUAGUGGACCAGGCGCAGACCUCAUCCAUUUACGUUUACGUAAACGAUCCGGAUAGCAAGGUGGUCGGCUCCGAUACUAUUUUAAUAGCUAAACCGUACACCGACCUAGUCAUUCCUUGCAAGCCUUCAACGCCAGACACAGAGUUGGUGCUGAAGUCACUGGACUCUACCUGGAAUAUCAGUUCAAAGGGUCAAAUAGAAGGCAACCCCAAGUUUUUCGAGAACAUGAGGUACCACCCGAGGCGAGGAUUCACCUUUCGUGUCAUUAAAUUCGUAUCCGGUGGUAUAGCCUGCAAUGAUCAUAUCUUUGACAUUUCCUACAAGAAGGAUAAAAAAAGCUACCUCAACGUGAGCGUCCCUACGAACACCUAUUUUGUACGGGAGUCUGUGAACGGCACGAUCAAGAUAUUGGUCAACUUUGUGGGCUAUCCGGUGCCCGAAUUUAAGUGGUUUGCGCCGAGUGGAAAGAUUAAACAGAAGACCAACAAAUUCGAGGUCCUGGUCACUGAGUCGAGCAUAACGCUGAAGGUGUUCAAUGCCCAGCCGGAAGACAGUGGUCACUACAUACUCGAGGGCAACAAUUUCUUCAAUACAGUCAUACGGGUGUUUAUUGUUAAUGUGACCAAAGACUUAUGCAAAAAUUAUUAUCAAUAAAACACCUUUUUCAA